This is a messenger RNA of Plasmodium coatneyi, 1929 nucleotides long. RefSeq names its product Putative poly(A) polymerase pap (Poly(A) polymerase pap. The coding region runs from base 1 to 1929 and encodes 642 amino acids. Gene Ontology annotation, cellular component: nucleus. NCBI's taxonomy places the organism in Eukaryota, Apicomplexa, Aconoidasida, Haemosporida, Plasmodiidae. Gene Ontology annotation, molecular function: RNA binding; poly(A) RNA polymerase activity. The record is from RefSeq and is a predicted model, not a curated record. The transcript has a single exon.
AUGCAUACCGUCUACGAAAGCGAAAACCUGCUGGAGUGCAGCAACUUCAUCCUGCGGAGCAAAGAAUCGAUUGAGGAUUUUUUGCAGCUAACUGACAUAAAAGAAGAAAAUGAAGACACCUACCUGAAUUACAACAUAGAAUGUGCUUUGAGUAAAAGUCUGGAGGAGGAAGGAGGAGGAAGAGGAGGAAGAGGAGGAAUGGGUAGGAAAGACACCUCCUUCCGAGGUAGGAGAGAAAUAAUAAAUAACGAAUCGGGCAUGGAAGGAGAAUUAAACAAAAAGUACAAGUACGGAGUGUCAGAUCCAAUUUCGCUUAAUUACCCCACGGAGGAAGAUUUAAAAAAAGGAAAUGACGUGGUAGAGUUGUUAAAAAGCUACAAUCUGUACGAAACGGAACAUGCAUUAAAGAAGAGGGAAAGGGUACUAGGAAUGAUUAACAAAUUAUUCCACGAAUUUGUUGUGGAAAUAUCAAUAAGUCAAGGGAUAAAUGAAGAAGACGCAAAACAUAUACACGGGAAUUUGUACACAUUUGGUUCCUACCGAUUAGGAGUUAUAACCCCUAAUAGUGACAUCGAUUGUAUUUUUUUAGCACCUCAAAAUAUAACGAGGGAAAUAUUUUUUAAUGAAUUUUACUUAAAAUUACAACAGGAUAAAAAUGUGCGCAAGUUGCAGGCUCUUCCGGAGACUUACACUCCCAUAAUUCAAUUCAUGUAUGAUGAUGUGGACAUCGACUUGCUGUUAGCAACCUUGCCAUACAGAACAUUAAAAGAUUGUUAUUACUCACUAGACAAUGAUUUUAUUUUAAAAAAUCUAGACGAAGUGACGGUAAGGUCGCUCAACGGUAUAAGAGUAGCUGACUUGAUAUUAGCCUCCGUGCCAAACAAGGACCAUUUUAGAAACACCCUACGGUACAUCAAACUAUGGGCAAAAAGCAGAGGAAUUUACAGCAACAUUUUAGGCUUCCUUGGAGGAAUUUCAUGGGCAUUACUGACAGCCAAAAUUUGCCAGCUUUAUCCUAAUUAUAAUGUUAGCCAAUUGAUAUGUAAAUUUUUUAGGGUCUAUUCUAUAUGGAAUUGGAAGUACCCUGUCCUUAUACAAAACAUAAACAAGUACAAUCAUGUAGAUGGGUUGAGAAACUUCUCUGUAUGGGAUCCCGAAAAAAACAUCAAAGAUAAGUUACACGUCAUGCCGAUCAUUACUCCUGCCUUCCCUUGUAUGAACUCAACCCACAAUGUGACUUACUGUACGAGGAGCAUCCUCAUAGAUGAGUUUAAAAGGGCUCACUACAUCAUCAACUAUAUGGAAAUGAAUCCAGGUGCAAAUGUCACCUUUGUUAUGAAUCAAGCCAACGGGGUCGUCACUCCGGUCAGCGCUCCUAGCAGUAGUACCACUACUAACACAAGCAGCAGCAUAUGGACCAACAUACUGCAGCCACUUGAUUUAUUCGCAACGUACAAACACUUCCUGCACAUCCAGAUAAUGGCCACCAACGAACUUAUAUACAAUUCCUGGAAGGGAUGGAUUGAAAGCAAAAUCAGACUGCUAUUCAAAAAAUUGGAAACCAUUAACGAACUCAGAAUAAGACCCCAUCCCAAGUUCUACGUUUACCAGAAGGACAAGUUUUACUACUGCUCCUCCUUCUUCAUAGCACUUGUGUUUUUUUUAAAAAAUGUCUACGACAAUACAUUCAAUUUGUCCUACGCCAUCCGCGAUUUUAUCGACAUAGUUCUUAAUUGGCCCCAAAAAAGCAAGUACCCCAAUUCGUACAAAAUUAAUAUAAGUUACCAGAAGAAGUCGCAAGUUUUGGAGUUCCUGGCCAGCGUCACGUCGGGCGGAGACGGCCAGCAGGGGAAGGAACUCGGUGGGGACGAGAAGCCGGCAGAUGAGAAUGGGUCACCCGAAGGGGACGAAGCGAUCAUCAGUGCGUAG